AUGAGUCCUCGGAGGCAGCGAGCGUCGGUCCCGCUGCUGCUGCUGCCGCUGCUGCUGCUGGGCGGCUGCCUCCUCGUGGACGCCCGGAGAGACAAGGGGGCGGCAGGCAGCGCGGCCCAGCCGGCCCCGGGUCCCGCGGGCGGCUCCUCCGGCCGCUUCGUCAGCCCCGAGCGGCACGCGUGCAGCUGGCAGCUCCUGCUGCCCGCCCCGGGGCCCGCUGCGGGCAGCGAGCUGACGCUGCGCUGCCAGGACCCGGACGGGGCGCGCCACCAGUGCGCCUACCGCGGGGAGCCGGAGCGCUGCGCCGCCUACGCAGUCCGCGGCGCGCACUACUGGAAGCAGGUGCUGGGCGGGCUGCGCAAGAAGCGGCGGCCGUGCCAGGACCCCGCUCCGCUCAAGGCUCGCGUGUGCGCGGGCAAGAAGGGCCACGGCGCUGAGCUGCGCCUGGUGCCCCACGCGUCCUCACCCGCGCGCCCCACUGCGGCGGGAUUCCCCCCGGAUCCCAAGCCCCGCGCCAGGAGCCGGGGGCGCCUCCGGGAGCCCGUGCCCGGCCCCUCCGGAGGGGCCCGACUUCCCGCCGGCGCGUCUCCCAGAGGGAAGCCGUCUGAGACCAACGGCGGCAAGAGGAAGGCGGCCUCGGACCCAGACCAGGAGCGACCCCUGGGGACCGGGCCCGAUCCCGACGGGCUGGACGAGAACGCGAAGCUCACGGAGACCUACUGUGCUGAGAAGUGGCAUUCCCUCUGCAACUUCUUUGUCAAUUUCUGGAAUGGCUGA
Molecule: messenger RNA, 777 nt
Organism: Prionailurus viverrinus (fishing cat)
Lineage: Eukaryota; Metazoa; Chordata; Mammalia; Carnivora; Felidae
Gene: FGFBP3
Product: fibroblast growth factor binding protein 3
Exons: 1
Coding region: 1-777 (258 amino acids)
Biological process (GO): cell-cell signaling
Molecular function (GO): growth factor binding
Source: RefSeq, a predicted model, not a curated record